AUGAACAGAAAACAUACAAAUCUUCUGUUCUACAUUUGCCUUUCAUCUCUAGCUAUUUUCAUUUACUAUAACGAAAUUCUUACAUCUCCAAUCAUUGAUCAAGAGGUUUUUUAUUUAUCCUGUGAUAGCUUACUGGAUUAUCUGAAAUACCCGGCUCCAGUUUUACUGAUUGAUCAUGAGAUUUUGGAGCAAAUUGAUAGAAGUCAUUGUCAUUUACAAAACGAUAAACCGGUAAAAAUCGGAAUAGAUGUUUCAUACGAACCACGAUUAAGUGAUCACAGAUUUCAUUUGGCUUAUUUCAAAAAUUCUAGUAGUGCUGAUUUUUUGAAUUUUGGAAUUCACCACAAGAAAAAACUGAUUCCGAAAAACUACCCUUCUCGAGUUCUGGGUAAUAUUCAAGUCCCCACCGAUAUUCAAAAAUUUUUAGGUUUUUGGCAGCGCUCCAGUUUCAUAGCAUGUUCGAAUCCAAACAACCAAAAGAACAUUUCCGAAACAGCUGUUACUGCACUAGCCUCGAUGAGAGAAGAACUAAUCAAUCAUGGAAUCUUCCCAUUUUUAACUGGAACUACUCUUCUGGAAUGGUACAAAGAAUGUACUAUUCCAGCGGGAAAAUUGAAUCUGGCAGUGAUGGCUACAGAAUUUUCCAGAAAUGUGUUGACUGAACUAGAAAGUGGAAUCAACGGUUGGAAAGUUGUCGGCACAACUGGAAAUGCAACAAAAAUUUUGUAUUCUCCAAUUACGACCCUUGGUGCUCUACCAGCAUCCAUGGACAUAUAUUUUGGAUUACAUGUACUCCGGAGACUCGUUUGGCGGAAGAAUUUGGGGAGGAUUGGAAGACGCACACUCUAUAAUUAUUCUUCGAAUUUCUACCAAACAAUUAUCUGA
Messenger RNA from Caenorhabditis briggsae, 885 nucleotides. The transcript has 7 exons. The coding region runs from base 1 to 885 and encodes 294 amino acids. Lineage: Eukaryota; Metazoa; Nematoda; Chromadorea; Rhabditida; Rhabditidae. The record is from RefSeq and is a predicted model, not a curated record.